Messenger RNA from Rhipicephalus sanguineus (brown dog tick), 4830 nucleotides. RefSeq names its product E3 ubiquitin-protein ligase ZNF598. The record is from RefSeq and is a predicted model, not a curated record. Gene Ontology annotation, molecular function: ubiquitin protein ligase activity; ribosome binding. Gene Ontology annotation, biological process: rescue of stalled cytosolic ribosome; protein ubiquitination. Lineage: Eukaryota; Metazoa; Arthropoda; Arachnida; Ixodida; Ixodidae. The transcript is spliced from 6 exons. Bases 152 to 2692 code for a protein of 846 amino acids.
UAUCGUGCUGUGUGCCUGUUGGCUGGCGCCGAGUCUGCCGUUCAACGCACUGAGCUGAGUGAAAAGCCUGCGCCUUCGUGCUUCGCUUUCUCGUGAAGAGGACCGUGAGUUCGUUCCCUCAACGCUGCGUGUAAGCCCCGCAAUCUCCAAGAUGGACGUCAAGGAAGACGACAGCGUGUGCAUCGUCUGCUGGCGUGACAUCCACGUUUACGCGAUCGGCCUGUGCGACCACCCCGUGUGUCACGAGUGUUCCACCCGCAUGCGAGUGCUGUGCCGCAAGAGCGAAUGCCCCAUCUGUCGCCGCACACUGCCCAAGGUGAUCUUUGUGAAGGAGUGCCGUCCCUACGAGGAGCUCAACAAGCGGUUGUACCAGGUGGACGUGCGGCCGCAGAUCUGCUUCGAGGACGAGUCGGUGCGGCAGGCAUAUCGCGAGCUGCUCGACAACCGCUGCAAGUACUGCCCGCCGUCGUCAACCAAGCAGCCGACCGUCUUCAGCAGCUUUGCCCUGCUGCGAAACCAUGUGCGCAAGGAGCACAACCGCACCUACUGCGACCUCUGCGUGGAGCACCUCAAGAUCUUCCCAGGCGAGCGGACGGCAUACACGCGGAGGGACAUGGCGCGGCACCAGAGCCAGGGGGACCUGGACGACACGUCGCACAAGGGCCACCCGCUGUGCAAGUUCUGCGACGUGCGGUACUUCGACAAUGACGAGCUGUACCGGCACCUGCGUCGGGACCACUACUACUGCCACUUCUGCGGCGACGACUACCGGCUACAGUACUACCGCAACUACGAGUACCUGCGGGCGCACUUCCGGGAGGAGCACUUCCUGUGCGAGGAGGGCGACUGCCGCAACGAGACGUUCACGGCGGCCUUCCGCACCGAGAUCGACCUCAAGGCCCACCGCGCCCAGCAGCACAACCGGUCGCUCACCAAGGCACAAGCCAAGCAGGCGCGCACCCUGGACCUCGAGUUCGCCGUCACUCCGAGAGCCACGGCUAACUCCUACAUGUCCAGUGGCUACUAUGAUGAAUUUGGUGGCCACGGACGACGCCCACCACGGCAACCUCGGUUGGGGAGAGGUCCACCACCAGACACUAGCAGAGAGAAUCUGCUGUCCACGCAGUCACAUUUGCAGACGGCUGAGGACCUUCAGAUGACUUGGGAAUUGCAGCCGCCGGUUGAUUAUCGCUGCGAGAAAGAGUUCCCGCAGCUCGGCAGCGACGGAGCUGCACCAGCACCGUCUACUUCAUCCGGGAACAAGGCUCCUGUCGACCCUUUUCCAGUAACGGCAUCGUCGUACCCUCCUAGGAGGCCGAACAAGGUCAACGUCAACAGCGUCGACGAAUUUCCAUCGCUCAACCCGUCGUCCUCUACCGCCAUGCAGCAGGGGCCACCUGCACCACCAGCCAUGGUGUCACUUCGCAAGUCAACUAAGGCACACGGUAAGGGCCACGCCAACGGAAUAACGCCGGGUCAACGGUCGGCCGCGAAGCAGCAGCAGGAUGCCAACAACAACGGCACCGGAGGAAAGACCGCAAUGGACUGGUUCGCGCAGCCCUCGGGAGACCGUAGUUCGGUGAAACCACAGCUGUCGACAGCAUCGGCAGUGGUGACGGCGCGCCCCGCACCGGAGCUGGCGAGAGCGAAAAAGCCGCCCUCCAAGGCACCACAAAAGAUGGUGCUCGACGAGGACUUUCCGACUUUGGCGACGCGCAGCGUCGCCCGGAUUUCGAUUUCGUCCUCGCCAGCGCCUUCGCCUCAGUCAGAGCCACCUUGGAACACGGGAAAGUCGGCAAAGACGAAGAAAAAGAAAAAGACGGAGGACACGAAGCAAACAGAAAUGUCAAAACAUCCGCCAGGGAUCGAAAUCAACAACAACGGCACUGCCAAGGCGUCAGUGGCGGUCACAAACAAACAGCCUUCGGAGACUAGUACUGAAUCGACGCCGUCUGCUGUCCCUCCCACGAACAACCUGCUGCAACUUAUCGCGGCUGCGAGGAAAGGGACCACUAUCCCAGCACCUCCUGAGCCCGCCACCGAUGUGGUCUGCGACGGCGACAGUUCGGACUCGGACGAACAACCGCUGAGGUUGACAGUUGCAGAUUUUCCGUGCCUCAACGGUCGGCCAGCGGGGACUGCUGCGCCUCCGCCAGGAUUCGGCAAACCCAAGAAGCCACCACCCGGGUUUGCGCGACCCAAUGUGUGCGACACGCCGAUGGGGACGCUGUCCUCGCUCGUGAAGACGACGACACCGACGUCGCCCGCAGUGCCGCCGCAGUACAUGCCUCCAGCGGGCUUUCAGCAGCGCAACCUCGCUCUGAUCCAGGAUGUGCAGCAGAUCCUGGCUAAACGCUCCGAGGACGGCCUCUUUGCAACGUUCAAGUCAUUGUCGGGCUCGUUCCGCCAGGGGGUGUUGUCCGCUGACGAGUACUUUUCCCGCUGUGUCGAGUUGUUUGGCUCCGAGAAGGAGUUCAUUGCCAUCUUUCCCGAGCUGCUGUUCCUGCUGCCGGACAUUCGGAAGCAGCAGGAGCUCAUGGCCACGUUCAACGCCCACCGGAAGGCGCAGGCAGCGACAUCCGGCGCACUGCCCAAAGGGCCGCCCGUCCAACUGCUCGUGUGCGCAACCUGCCAGCAGGUGCUGUCCGCCGAGGACUUCCGGAGUCACCGCACCGUGCACGACCCCUCGUGACUCGAACUCACCCCGUAUGUCCAAGUGCCUUCUUCACUUCAGCAUCUCGCCUCAACUUGGUGAUGUCACCGGGUUGCAGGCGAUGUCACCAGAUACAGACAACGUCACCGGACGUCUGGUGAUGUCACAAGGAGGGGUUUCACCGAAGCGCGGCCCUCUGACCCCAUCAUCGUCGCCAGCUGUCUGGUUGCGUGGAGCGGCUUUUCAGUCUCGCUGGGAUGCCAAGUGAAGUUCCUCCGACUCAAAAAAGUCUCGACUAUGAAUUCUCGGGACUUAGGUGGAUUGGUGUUUCUCUCACAGAACUUGUUUUUAUUACCGAAAGAAGGUGGCUUGCUGCCUCGCUUGUACUGUCCCCUCCCUGCAGUGUCACUCAUAACAAACGUAAAGGUCAUAGACUAAAUAGUGUGGUACCAUCAUCAGCUGCUUCUCUUUUUUUUUUUUUUUUGAAAUUUUCACUGUGGCUUUUGUAAUGUCCAGUCUGAUAAUGAUGGCUAGCCUCGUCUUGUCCUCAACUCACCGAAGGCUUGUUGGAGUGGUCAAGUACUGUAAUGGUGGAAACAGACUUUUGUAUGACCCUUCCCUCCCCCAACUUACAUCGGUUCAAGUUGUGUAUUCUGAUGUUGUUGCUAGUCUGACAUGUAGUGUUGCAAGGCAUUUGGUGCAAGGUGGUUCCAAUCUGUCGAAAGACAAAGGAUAUGUGGGUGCUCAACGUGUUAGCGGGACCUUCUCUUCUUUUCUUUUUUUUGUUCAUGCAACAUGUGAUUGCUUCGGACUAAGUCAUCAAUACCUGUCUCAAACCAUUGUUUGCAGUGUUCAUUUGCGUUGAUUGUUACUUAACAAGUGCCGUCGCUUAUUAAACACUUGCUUCUUAGACUCUCUUUUUUUUUCUGCUUUCCUCGUAACUGUGAUUGCUUGUGCCUUUUCACCCUAGCUACAUGUUAUUUAAUGUCUAAACUCUUUUUGUAUCAGUCACAGUCCGCACACUUUCUUGGAUACAUUUUUUUUUAUAUUUAUAAUUGAUAUGCACAUGAAUUGAGUCAGAUUUGUCGCAGAGUUUUUUAUACCUUUGUUAAUUCACAAGUUCGCUCAAUCUAGCUUAUUACUCCUACAGAUAACACUAAUUGACAAAUAUAAUUAAGAGGCAGGUGCACUUUUCAAAGCAUUUUAUUGCUUAUUUUUUAUAUAUUAGCUUUCUGUCACUCGUGCUGCCUUCGAAUGUGGGUGCUGUCUGUUGGCAGCUUCCAUGAAAUUUUAACUUGUUUAUUCUCUGGGUUCGUGCAUUUUGACAUGCUCUGUAAGCACGAGUGAAAUUUCAAACUUUUUUUAAGUGAGCUCUAAGCCUUCGAACACACAGGCUCAUUUGCUGCAAGUUCAGUAAAUACAAAUAUUGAUGAACAAGUUUAGUGUUGCCUUAUUUUUUUAAAGUACUUUUCGCUGAGUCAAUUUAUAUUUACGUUAUUGAGCAAUGAUUCUUCUGCGUCGGUUGCUUAACGGUCAUUGUGCAAUUUAGGUUGCUUUGUGCUAAUGAAUUGAGCUGUCAAAGCACCUUUUGUAUUUUUGAUGACUUACAGAAGGCACGCUUAGCAUUUUGAUGUACCAAGGUGGGCUAAUCUUUAAGUUUGUGUAAAAUCUGCGCUGUUCUCAUUUGGAAAUUAAGAGCACCCGUGUUUUGGUGUCGGGACGAAAGCCUUCAUGCAGCGUUUCAUUUUUAUCCUUCGGUGAUUCUAUCAAUGCUUCGUUUCAGCCAAAUUCCUUUUGUUUUUCAAGCCCACGCAUAAUUCUGGGCCGUCGCACGUUCGAAUCGAGAAGUUGUCUUUCCCUAGCGAAUUGCUUCACUCUGACAUUGAGAGCCUUUUGAAAAGAUGCACGCAAGCGUUUUUUUUUUUUUUUUUUUUUCCUCGUGUCCUGUUUCAUGUUUUGUGUGAACUGUAUAACAAGUCCUGCAAAAGAUAUCGGGCAAUGCUGCGCGAAAUUUAACUCAUUUUUCUGUGUUUUCUGUCAGCUGCUCCACUUGUGUUAAUUCUGCUGGUUGGCUGCCAUGUACUGCGCUUAACGCUUUGCUUGUACAGACAGCUUUACUUGUACAGCUGAGAGAGACGCUUUUUUUCGGAGGAGUAAAUUAUUGUUUUUGUUUGGAA